Molecule: messenger RNA, 2892 nt
Organism: Rhinichthys klamathensis goyatoka
Lineage: Eukaryota; Metazoa; Chordata; Actinopteri; Cypriniformes; Leuciscidae
Gene: slc4a11
Product: solute carrier family 4 member 11
Exons: 22
Coding region: 168-2822 (884 amino acids)
Biological process (GO): transmembrane transport; monoatomic anion transport; monoatomic ion homeostasis
Cellular component (GO): plasma membrane; basolateral plasma membrane
Molecular function (GO): solute:inorganic anion antiporter activity
Source: RefSeq, a predicted model, not a curated record
GCGGUACACUCGCGCGCGCCGCUAAUAUGCCUGCCAGUGUUUCACACUCUGGAGAAAAGAGAACAACUUGACUAGUUAGUUUGGAUAUAAAGGUUAACUCACUCUCAGAAAACAUUCCCCUGGAUGUGAUUUCAGUCAUUUUAAGGUAUACCAAACUGAAAGACGUCAUGAAGACGGAUAAAGACGGUAAAGACAUGAGGGGAGUGACUGUUAACCGCUUUGCUGAAGAGGCUCCCUCCUCAGGAAUGGCUAAGAAUGGGUACUUCUAUCAAGAGAUGGAGCAGAGGGAGAGAGAAGAACAUGAGGAGGGGAGCGAGGAGCGAGAGGAGGGCCAGGACUCUCCCAUCCCAUCAGGAGAUGACAUUCAUCUCUACGGCAACCUGACACACCAAGGAGGAACAGAAUCUGAUGUCCAUGGCUGUGUGCUGCUUAACACUUCUCGAAGGUAUGUGAAGCUGAUGAACUUCGAGGAGGAAGUGCGAGCUCACAGGGAUCUGGAUGGGUUUCUGGAGAGGGCCAGUAUUCUGCUGCACGAGGACGAGGCCUCUCUAGAUGAUGUGUUAAAGACAAUGCUCCGCCACGUCUCACAGGACCCUCACACCGCUGAGCCUGGCUGCAACUUCGAGGAGAUCAUGAGCUCACUCUUCACAGACGCUGGGUCACAGGAAGUCAAUGACAGGUCGCAGAAUUUCAUUUUCUUUGACGACGUGCAUCUAUUGUCAGAGACGCUGCAGUGUGUGACGGCCACAGCCACAGGGAUCCAGUACCAGCAGUCCUGGCUUUGCAUCCUCUGCAAUGUGAAGACCCUGCAGAGGCGGCACGUGUGUAUCUCACGCCUAGACCGUCCACAGAACUGGGGGGAAAACUGUGCAGAGGUCCGCUAUGUUAUCCUCAUUCUGGCACCUUCAAAGAUGAAAAGCACUAAGACGGCGAUGGAGCUGGGCAGGACGUUCGCCAGCAUGUUCUCAGACAUCUCUUUCAGACAGAAGCUGCUAGAGAGUAAAACUCAAGAGGAGUUCAAAGAGGCGCUAGUCAUCCAGAGGUACCACCUGACCGCUGCCAAGCGUAAAACCACAGCUGUGGAGGGCGAAGAGACAGACCCGCACAGUCAAAAACCACUGAAGUCUGCAGAAUCUGUGUUCUCUCAUCUUGUGUCUCUCUCUCUGCUGUGCAGGGGGCCCUGUUGUAGAGAUUUUUUCAGAGUGGGCAGAGGAAUCUAUGAGGAUCUGUGUCGCCGACUGCCUCUCUACCCGUCUGACUUCACUGAUGGUUUAGUGGGUAAUAACAAAGCCCUGGUCAAGUUCAUGACGACGUCCAUCUUUCUCUACAUUGCUGUGCUGCUUCCUGCCAUUGCUUUUGGCUCACUCAACGACGAGAGCACUCGGGGCGAGAUUGAUGUUCAGAAGACGAUCAUCGGGCAGAGUAUAGGUGGAAUCAUCUACUCAUUGUGUGCUGGCUCUCCUCUCGUCAUUCCACUGACCACAGCGCCCAUCGCUAUUUUCAUCAGCGUGAUUAGGGGGGUCUGUGAUGAUUAUGAGCUGGACUUUGCAGCAUUUUAUGCAUGUAUCGGCCUGUGGAACAGCCUCUUCCUCAUCAUGGGAGGAAUCUUCAACCUCAGUCUGCUUGUUAAGCUUUUCAAAAGGUCGAUAGAGGAGGUGAUAGCUUUGUUCAUUUCCAUUGCUUUUGUAGCAGACGCAGUUAAGGGCACUGUCAAGAUCUUUCAAGAGUACUAUCAUGCUCCCACUUUGGCCAAUGGGAGUGCGGCAGAGCUGAAUCGCAUCAGUGGAAGUGUACAUAUUGGGGAAUUGAACCUGACUGAGGCAGGGUCUGUGUCCCUCCCAGAAUCCUUCAUUCUGUGCACACGGGCACGACCGCUACUCUGUCUCCUCCUCAUGAUGGGCACACUGUGGGUGGGAUACACACUGUACCAGUUCAGGAGGAGUCCGUUUCUGCAUGUGAAGAUGAGAGAGAUUCUGUCCGACUGUGCUCUGCCUAUCUCAGUGCUUGUCUUCUCUUAUGUGGGAUCAUACGUUUUCAACGACAUUGCCUUGCCAGUGUUUAACUUCCAUGAAGGUCCAAUGUUUCAAAUAGCCCCACUGGAUAAGCUGUCUGGAGCAAGUGUUCUGAGUGCAAUGGGUUUGGGCUUCCUCCUGUUUAUCCUCAUCUUCAUCGACCAGAACAUUGUAGUUUCUCUCACAAAUGCACCCGAAAACAGGUUACUGAAGGGCACGGCGUAUCACUGGGACCUGACUCUGUCUGGCUUGAUUAAUAUUUUGAUGUCUGUGCUGGGCUUGCCGUGGAUGCAUGCUGCGUUCCCGCACUCUACUCUACACGUCAGACAGCUGGCCAUCGUGGAGGAAAGGGUGGAAGGAGGACACCUUUAUGAGACUAUAGUGAGUGUGAAGGAGACGCGAGUGACCUCGCUCGUGGCUAACAUCCUGAUAGGUGUGAGCUUGUUUCUGCUGCCGGUGCCCCUGCAGUGGAUUCCUAAGCCUGUGCUUUAUGGGCUCUUCCUCUACAUCGCUCUCACCUCCAUUGACGGCAAUCAAAUGUGCGACCGCAUGGCUCUGCUACUCAAAGAACAAACAUCCUACCCGCCAACCCACUACAUCCGCAAGGUGCCGCAGAGAAAGAUCCAUUACUUCACUUUCCUUCAGAUGGUGCAGCUGCUUUUCCUCUGUGCGUUUGGGAUGUACCCUCUCCCGUAUAUGAAGAUGAUCUUUCCUCUGCUAAUGUUUAUCCUCAUACCCAUCAGGAACUGUCUACUGCCCAGGAUCAUUGAGGCUAAGUACCUGGACAUUAUGGAUGCACAGCGCAUGUGAACGCAUGCACACUGAGCCUCUGAGCAAAGGACUCUGGGAAUUGUAUUUCUGAAAUGCAAAACUCUGGGAG